Molecule: messenger RNA, 3659 nt
Organism: Juglans microcarpa x Juglans regia
Lineage: Eukaryota; Viridiplantae; Streptophyta; Magnoliopsida; Fagales; Juglandaceae
Product: ubiquitin-activating enzyme E1 1-like
Exons: 6
Coding region: 39-3494 (1151 amino acids)
Biological process (GO): DNA damage response; protein ubiquitination; ubiquitin-dependent protein catabolic process
Cellular component (GO): cytoplasm; nucleus
Molecular function (GO): ubiquitin activating enzyme activity
Source: RefSeq, a predicted model, not a curated record
CUUUAAUCUCCUUUGAGUGGAGUUUUAGCCUUUGAAUCAUGUUGAAAUUAGGGUUCUUAGGGUUUAUCGUUUCAUUUCUGGUUCCGAUCUUUAUUGGAUUCGCGCUUGGAGACUAUCUUAAUUGUUCUUACAAGUUCUUGAUUGCUUUUCUGGUUGUUGUGAUUCUUUCGAUAAUGGGGUUUUCUGGCGUAUUCAGCAGCUUACUGCACUAUAUGCUUCCUAGAAAGCGAGCUUGUGAAGGAGUGGCUGUACACGAAGAUACUGAUAACAACAACGAGAAAAAGAAGAUUCGGAUCCUCGAAGCUGCCGAUCCAACGGUGAAGAUCAGUAGCGACGUCGUUUGUGGUGAGAAUAACUGCAACAGCAACAGCAACAGCAGCGACAACCACGGUAGCGGUAGCUUAGUUAAAGAAGAAGAAAAAGAGGAGGCUUCUAUCAUGGCUUUGGGUGAUGCCAAUUCGACGGACAUCGACGAGGAUCUCCACAGCCGCCAGCUCGCGGUGUAUGGCCGUGAGACGAUGCGCCGGCUUUUUGCGUCCAACAUCCUUGUCUCAGGGAUGCAGGGUCUUGGCGCCGAGAUUGCGAAGAACCUCAUUCUUGCUGGUGUCAAGUCUGUGACCUUGCAUGAUGAAGGGAUGGUAGAGUUGUGGGAUUUUUCCAGUAAUUUCAUCUUCUCUGAAGAUGAUGUUGGUAAGAACAGAGCACUUGCUUCUGUCCAAAAGUUGCAGGAGCUCAACAAUGCUGUGGUUGUUCGUGCCUUAACAACAAAUUUGACAAAAGAACAGCUUUCUGAUUUCCAGGCUGUGGUCUUCACUGAUAUCAGUUUUGAGAAAGCCAUUGAGUUCAAUGAUUACUGUCAUAAUCAUCAACCUCCUAUUGCAUUCAUCAAAACUGAAGUCAGAGGCCUUUUUGGUUCUGUGUUUUGUGACUUUGGACCUGAGUUUACUAUUAUUGAUGUUGAUGGAGAGGAACCACACACAGGUAUAAUUGCAUCAAUCAGUAAUGACAAUCCUGCCCUCGUAUCCUGUGUCGACGAUGAAAGGCUUGAGUUUCAGGAUGGGGAUCUUGUUGUAUUCUCGGAAGUUCACGGAAUGACAGAAUUGAAUGACGGGAAACCAAGGAAGAUUAAAAAUGCAAGGGCUUAUUCAUUCACCCUCGAAGAGGAUACUACAAAUUACGGAGCUUAUGUGAAGGGUGGUAUUGUUACACAGGUGAAGCAGCCCAAGGUGUUGAACUUCAAGCCAUUGAGAGAAGCGCUAACCGAGCCUGGUGAUUUUCUUCUCAGUGAUUUCUCCAAGUUUGAUCGCCCACCUCUCCUGCACUUGGCAUUCCAAGCACUGGAUAAGUUUGUGUCUGAGUUGGGGCGGUUCCCUGUUGCUGGUUCAGAAGAGGAUGCUCAGAAACUUAUAUCUAUUGUCACGAACAUUAAUGAGAGCUUGGGAGAUGGUAGACAGGAAGAUAUUAAUCCAAAACUUCUCAGGCAUUUUGCCUUUGGUGCAAAGGCGGUACUGAAUCCCAUGGCUGCAAUGUUUGGUGGUAUUGUGGGACAAGAGGUUGUGAAAGCAUGUUCUGGGAAGUUCCAUCCACUUUUCCAGUUCUUCUACUUUGACUCGGUGGAGUCCCUUCCUACAGAGCCGGUGGAUUCUAUUGAUUUUAGACCAUUAAAUAGUCGUUAUGAUGCUCAGAUUUCUGUCUUCGGUUCUAAGCUUCAGAAGAAACUGGAGGAUGCCAAAGUGUUUAUUGUUGGAUCUGGUGCCCUAGGCUGUGAGUUCUUAAAGAAUGUAGCUUUGAUGGGAGUUUCAUGUGGCAAUGAGGGGAAGCUUACAAUUACCGAUGAUGAUGUGAUUGAGAAGAGUAACCUCAGCAGGCAGUUCCUCUUCCGUGAUUGGAACAUUGGUCAGGCCAAAUCCACAGUUGCUGCUUCUGCUGCUACAUCAAUAAACCCUCGUUUCAACAUUGAAGCCUUGCAGAAUCGAGUUGGUCCUGAAACUGAGAAUGUAUUUGAUGAUACUUUCUGGGAGAAUUUGAGUGUUGUCAUUAACGCUCUAGACAAUGUGAAUGCCAGAUUGUAUGUUGAUCAGAGAUGCUUAUAUUUCCAAAAGCCACUUCUUGAGUCAGGAACUCUUGGUGCCAAAUGCAACACUCAGAUGGUCAUCCCUCAUCUCACAGAAAACUAUGGCGCCUCAAGAGACCCUCCUGAGAAACAAGCCCCUAUGUGCACUGUACAUUCAUUUCCACACAACAUUGACCACUGCUUGACAUGGGCUCGAUCUGAAUUUGAGGGUUUGCUUGAGAAAACACCAGCAGAAGUGAAUGCCUAUUUAUCCAACCCAAGUGAAUAUAGCACUGCAAUGAUAAAUGCAGGUGAUGCUCAGGCCCGGGAUAACUUGGAGCGUGUGCUGGAGUGCCUUGAAACUGAACGAUGUGAGACAUUCCAGGACUGCAUUACCUGGGCUCGUUUGAAGUUUGAAGAUUAUUUUGCCAACCGUGUGAAGCAGUUGAUUUAUACUUUCCCUGAGGAUGCUGCAACCAGUACUGGGGCUCCAUUCUGGUCCGCACCUAAGCGGUUCCCUCGUCCGCUGCAGUUCUCAGCUGCUGAUCCUAGUCACCUCCAUUUUGUUAUGGCAGGAUCCAUUCUACGUGCAGAGACAUUUGGUAUCCCAAUUCCUGACUGGGUCAAGAACCCUAAGAAGAUGGCUGAAGCUGUUGAUAAAGUGAUGGUCCCAGAAUUUCAGCCCAAGAAAGAUGUGAAAAUUGUAACAGAUGAGAAGGCUACCAGUAUGUCUACAGGUUCCAUAGAUGAUUCGGCAGUCAUUGCUGAACUGAUUAUGAAGUUAAAGCAAUGCCAGAAGUACCUGGCACCAGAAUUUAGGAUGAAACCAAUUCAGUUUGAGAAGGAUGAUGAUACAAACUUCCAUAUGGACCUGAUCGCUGGCCUUGCGAACAUGAGGGCACGAAAUUACAGCAUUCCGGAAGUUGACAAGUUGAAAGCCAAGUUUAUUGCUGGAAGGAUCAUUCCUGCGAUUGCAACAUCCACUGCGAUGGCCACAGGUCUUGUCUGCCUGGAGCUCUACAAGGUUUUGGAUGGAGGGCACAAAGUGGAGGACUAUCGGAACACGUUUGCCAACCUUGCACUGCCUUUAUUCUCCAUUGCCGAGCCACUUCCACCCAAGGUUAUCAAACACGAGAACUUGAGUUGGACUGUAUGGGACAGGUGGAUCCUGAAAGGCAACCCUACUUUGAGGGAACUCAUCCAAUGGCUCAAGGAGAAAGGGUUGAAUGCCUAUAGCAUUUCAUGCGGAAGUUGCCUGCUUUAUAACAGUAUGUUCCCUCGGCACAAAGAUCGAAUGGACAAGAAAUUGGUGGAUCUGGCAAGGGAAGUGGCCAAGGUAGACCUACCUACAUACCGUCGGCACCUGGAUGUUGUUGUGGCUUGCGAAGACGAUGAGGACAAUGAUGUUGACAUCCCUCAAGUAUCCAUUUACUUCGGUUAGGUUCUUGUUCCCGAUAAGCCGAGUCUAUUGGAUUGUGAAUUUAGGCUGAGAACUCUAUAUUUUUAUGCCUGUCUUUGGCUCUACUGUUAAUUUAACACAGGAGAACACGAAAAUGGAUAUUUUUCACCAACAUUUUAUAUAUAAAGUCGGGAGUAACUUUGAUUC